UCCACUUUAAUGGAGACCUGAGACUGGAGCCUGGGCUUGUAGAGGGGCAGAAAGACGGACAAGCAGAUUGCCCUGUCGUCCUCACUUACCCUCUCCCCUCUUCUCUCCUAGCUCAGCCCAAGGUGACCGUGUAUCCUACAAGGACCCAGCCCCUGCAGCACCACAGCCUCCUGGUCUGCUCUGUGAAUGGUUUCUACCCAGGCAACAUUGAAGUCAGAUGGUUCCGGAAUGGCCAGGAAGAGAAGGCUGGGGUUGUCUCCACAGGCCUGAUCCGUAAUGGAGAUUGGACCUUCCAGAUCCUGGUGAUGCUGGAAACAGUUCCUCAGAGUGGAGAGGUUUACACUUGCCAAGUGGAGCACCCAAGCCUGACGGACCCUGUCAGGGUGGAAUGGAGGGCUCAGUCUGAAUUUGUGCGGGGCAAGAUGCUGAGUGGAAUUGGAGGCUCUGUUCUUGGCCUGCUCUUCCUUGGGGUAGGGCUGUUCAUCUACUUCAGGAAUCAGAAAGGGCACUCUGGACUUCAGCCAACAGGACUCCUGAGCUGAAGUGAUGGUGAGGACGUUCAAGGAAGAAGCUUCUGUCUCAGCUUUAGAGAAGGGAAAGAUUUCCUGCUUUUCUUGUUCUUUCACAUAGAGAGUGGGUUCUCAGGAUCUGGUUUGUCCCUGGUUUAGUGACCUUGCAGAAAAUUUUCUUCCUAAUGCCUUCCUCAGUCCCUGCCCUUGGCCUGGAAGUUCCACUGUUAAUUUUCAAACCUCAUCUUCACUCUUUGCUGGUCCCCUUUGUGCUCAACUGUUCCUGCCACCUGUGCAUCUAAAGUCACCACAUGCCACAUUAUUAAAUUUUUCUCAAAUAAACAUGGAGUGAUAAAUUACUGGUUCAUAUGACAAAAAAAAUACAAACAAGACAUAGGGAAUUCCCUCACAAUAUGAAAAUGGUUUUCAUUUAUGUAUGUAAGUAUGUCAGGUGUAUGUUAAAGAGCUUGAUUUAGCCCUUGCACAGUGGGUGCAUGUAUCAGUCCAUCAUGCUGAACACCGCAAAUGGAUACAACUUUGACUUGUCAAUUAAAAAGCUAAAAUUAAAAUGAAAAGUUUUAAAAGGCAAUGCCUAAAAACGGGAACAAAACCAUAGCAAUUGAAACAAAGUUGACAAAAGCAUUGAGUAACAAGGUAGAAAAGACAAAA
This is a messenger RNA of Tupaia belangeri chinensis (Chinese tree shrew), 1178 nucleotides long. Its product is annotated as DLA class II histocompatibility antigen, DR-1 beta chain-like. The transcript has 4 exons. NCBI's taxonomy places the organism in Eukaryota, Metazoa, Chordata, Mammalia, Scandentia, Tupaiidae. The annotation marks the transcript as partial. The record is from RefSeq and is a predicted model, not a curated record.